Messenger RNA from Rhineura floridana, 4067 nucleotides. RefSeq names its product zinc finger CCCH-type containing 3 (gene ZC3H3). The transcript is spliced from 12 exons. Gene Ontology annotation, cellular component: nucleus. NCBI's taxonomy places the organism in Eukaryota, Metazoa, Chordata, Lepidosauria, Squamata, Rhineuridae. Gene Ontology annotation, molecular function: metal ion binding. Bases 164 to 3004 code for a protein of 946 amino acids. The record is from RefSeq and is a predicted model, not a curated record.
GAAAAGCCUUAUCUCUAGGGUCUGCCCGAUGUCGCGCGCGGGGCGAUGACGCAUGGGGAAGCGAGCCAGCCUACGGGCCUGGGGGAGGGUGGCGCUCUGGAGUGACGUCAGAGACAGGUAGGCAGGGAAUUGCCGGCUGAAGAAGGCGCAGAAGGAGCCGGCGAUGGAGGAGAGGGAGCAGCUGAGGCGGCAGAUCCGCUUGCUUCAAGGUCUCAUCAAUAACCAUAAAAACGUCCAUGGAAAUGCACCAGUUCCCCCACCUACUCAGUGGCGGAAUCCCAGGCCCUCUGCCUUUAGCAGCCAAGGUGCAUUCUCUGCUAGAUAUGCCCAGCAAACCCAGAGAGAUUUUCUUCCUCGCCAGAGCAGUCCUAAUUCCUGGAGAAAGAAAUACUCUCUAGUCAACGUGCCCCCUCGGCCAACGCUUUGUUCAGGAAGCAGCGUUUCUGCUAAUGCUUCAUGGAACAGCGAGAGCCACGCAAGCUCUGAGGCGACUGAGCCACAGACAGUGUUUCCAGGAAGAAGCACAGGCUUCAAGGCAGGUGGUAACGUUGUUGUUGGAGUGCAGGCUGGCUCGGCAGCAGGCAGCGCUGCCGUCCUAGGAUCCCAGCAGAGCUCUUCAGAAGCAUCAGAGGGCCCAGCUGUGUCUAGAGGAUGCGUGAGCAGCACUGCUUGGCCUUUGGAUGUUGGAUCAAAAAGGAACAAAGGACGGUGUGUCUCAACCAUGCCUCGCUCUGCAAGUUGCAAGGCCUUUGCUAGGGUUGGGGACUGCGUGCCUGCAGUGUGUCGGAAAGGGCUUGCUCUUCAGGGUGUAUCAGAACUGGGCCCUGACUUGUGCAGGACUAUCAGUGAGACUGCCGUUUCGUUGAAAUCUGAGCCUCAGCAGCAGCCUUUAACCUUGCCUGAUCGUAAAUCGAGUGGUCCGUCAGGGACAAAGAGCCCAGCCUUGCAGGUUCCAGCUCUGCGUAGUUCACAAUAUACUUCUGCAGCAACAGACAAACCCAGCCCGUUAAGGACGGCUGGUAAGUUUGUUGCUCAUUCAACUUGGGAAGCUCCUUCAGCUGUUGGGGUGAGCCUUUCUAAGGACAAGCAUUCAGUACCUGCUCUCCAAAGAGCUCCCACCUUGCCAGCCUCCAUCAGAUCUCCAAGGUUCAGGAAAACCAACUACACAUGGGUGGCCAAUCCAAGCAAAUCCCCCCGUGCUGUGAAAAGAUUGGCUACUUCCAGAGCCUCUGAAAGUGUGCGCAAGACUGCUGUGGGAGCAGAGAGAGGUCCCAAGUUACUUCCGAGGGGGGAUUUGGGAUCAAAACAAAAGAAAUCCAAUGUGCCGUCCAAGCUGGGGAUUUCUUCCAGCCAAUACAAGUGGAAGGCAUCUGGUCCCCAACCUUCUCCUUCCACAUCCACCUCUGCAUUCACAUGGCAGCGUAAGGAAGGUGAUUGGGCAGGAGUUUCCCCCUUCAUGGGAGCUAGCACUUCCCUUCAGACUGUGAGACAUGGGCCUCUGGGUCACGGCAACCCAAGACCAUCCUCUGGGAAUACUUCCUUUUUUAGUUACAAAUUGAAGAGCUGGACUAAAAUUAUCAAGAGAAGGGGGAAUGCCUGCUCUCCAGCUGACAAGAGGAGUGCCUCCUUCCCCACCGUGCUUCUGAAAAGCCGCUAUUCUCUCAGGAAAAGGAACUGUUCCAGAGGAAGGUCCUCACCCACAGCCAGGAGAGCUGGGUCAAAAGGCCUGGUACACAUUAGCAAGCACAGGCUGCGCCGGUUGCCAGCAUCCCGGGUCCACCUUUUGGCCAAAGAAGGCUCCAGCUUCCUCGUCUCGAACCCCACAGCCAAUAAAGUGGUAAACACUCGGUAUAGGAUUGUGAAGAAGACGGUGACUUCUCCUUCAAGCUGUGCAGCAUCUUUCAGUAGCCCUGUUCAUGGCUGGAAGUCUAGAAGGGUCUCUACAUCCAGAUCUCUGGUACUGAAUUGUCCCUGCCACUCUUCUCCAGGGAGCAAGUCCCAGGCUUUGCAGCAUCGCUGGAGGAACAAAGGCCUGCGCUGUAUCGGAGGAGUCAUGUACAGAGUGUCUGCUAACAAACUUGCCAAAACCUCUACCUCUCCAGCCAAGAGUGGCGAAGUUGCUAGCAGGGGCCACGGCAGAGCAGCGAGGCUGGAUUCUGCAUACAGCACCCCUGGCUAUUCACCGUCCGGUUGCCCAAGCAGGUCGACCACGAGCCGCUACAUCGCAAGCCGAGCUGUCCAGCGUAGCCUGGCCAUUAUUCGCCAGGCUAAGCAGAAGAAAGAGAAGAAGAAGAAGAAGGAAUACUGCAUGUACUAUAACCGCUUUGGCAAAUGCAACCGUGGUGAGAGGUGCCCCUACAUCCAUGACCCCGAAAAAGUGGCCGUCUGCACAAGGUUUCUCCGUGGCACGUGCAAGAAGACUGAUGGGACAUGUCCAUUUUCGCACAAAGUUUCAAAAGACAAGAUGCCCGUAUGCUCAUAUUUCCUGAAAGGGAUCUGCAACAAUAGCGAUUGCCCCUACAGCCAUGUCUACGUGUCCAGGAAAGCAGAAGUGUGCUCAGACUUCCUCAAAGGCUACUGUCCCUUGGGAGAGAAGUGCAAGAAGAAGCACACGCUGGUGUGCCUGGACUUCUCCAAGCACGGAGUCUGCCCCAAAGGCUCCCAGUGCAAACUGCUGCACCCACAGAGGAAGCGUCUAGCCAGACAACCCAAUGCCACUGACUCCGUCCAACCUGUGUACUCAGCGCCAAAGUUGGGGCGCCCUGCAGAUCAGACUUCGAGGAAAGAGGAUAAUGAAGAAACAGCCGGGCCCUCAGGAUCAGAGCGGGAGAGGACAGUCUGGAACCCCGAAAUCCCUUUACAAACCAGCAAGCUGACUAAGCUGCCAUCCUUCAUCUCUCUCCGUUCACCCUCCACGUCUCCAAGCGAGGAAGACCGCAAGCCCGAGAGGGACAGGAGCGGGGAAGAUGCAGGGAGGCCUUUGCAGAUCAAGCCCAGACUAUGACGGCGUCUUCCCUCAGAGCGGAGCCCUGCCCAGCAGCCGAGGUCUCGGUCAAACAUCUCAGGGAUUUGAAGCCUCCCUGACAACUACCUCAGGAAGACGCAACACUGGGACAGAACGGGCAGCGGUUUUGCUCAGAGCGUCCAGUGUGGCUGUCUGUCCUUUUUAUGUGUGAGGUGGGGCGUUUUGUGGGAGGGCGACCCCACUCUUCCACAGCCCAGGAGAGUAGCUUUGUGGCUUUUUUGUUUUCGUUUUUUUCAAAUAAAGGAGCUUUUCGUUUCAGACUUUCAUGAGCUCCUAAUUUCACUCAGGUGGCUGACUUCCCUUGCUGGGGGGCAGUGGGGAGAGGUGUCUUUCAGAAACCUCUGCCUGAGCUCCAGGCCCAAUGUGGAUAUGUUGGCUUCAGCUGGGACCAGCAGUGGUUUGUGGCUUUGGAUUAUGGAAUAAACCGAACUGGAGAGACUUUAUGUAGAAACCUAAGCCUCAGUCUCCCUCUUUCUCCAGGCUCUGGGCCAGCCUGAGGUGCUGUGCGCUUCAGCGUGCAAGCCAGAGUGCAGUCGUUCUCUGUUGGCACCUGAGAGGCUCCUGGGGAGUGCCUCCCAGAUCCUAUGAAAUGUUGCCACCUCAAGCUUGGGCUGCCUAUGUAGUGAGGGUUUAGUUCGGCCAAAUACUGGGUAUUUUUUGCAACAACGCCCAAGGUGCAAGGUUAAGGAAGACUGCUGUUGAUGGGAAACUCCUGCAUGUAAAAGCCAUUGUGGUUGACAGGUGAGGGGUAUAAACCUUAUGCCUAACUUUGUCCUGAGAGAGGUAAAAUUUCUGGGAACUUUGGAGACAUUUUCUUUUGUGGGGGGACACAGUUUCCCUUUUAUUCUGAAAAGAUUUGGGGGGGAGUGGAAGAACCCAGCAAUCUUUGCAAGAUUUCUUUGUUAGUUAAUGCCAGCUUUGGGGCUCAAAAUGAUUUGUAAAAUCAACCUGCCUGGAAACAUUUAUUAAUGCUAAUGCAAACAGAAUAUUUAUAUUUGUAGAGAUGUGUUGUGAAGUUAUAUAUACAUAUACUGUAUCUUCA